CGGAGCCGCUCCCCGGCCGCCAACGGUGGGAGUUCGUACUCAAGCCAUCCCAACAUUUUCACUGGUCUGCACGCUCAGACGUCACCGAGGGGGGCAAGUCUUUGCUUCGUGACGGGCACCAGGCGCGAGGCAACACGGGUGCUUCUUCUCCACUGCUCGUGUCACCCUAUGGAGAUUUAAAAUUCUUUCCCGGGACGAAGUCGCGUUGGGCAUAGGUGUGUGUCGUGUCAGGUGUGUGCUGCUGGUGUUGAAGCAUGGUGACAGUGGCCAAUGCCAAAUCAGGAGCAGCCAUGCAGCAGGUGCUGGAUAACCUGCACGAGCUUCCUCCUUCCUCUGGAGCCAAAGACAUCGACCUCAUCUUCCUCCGCGGCAUCAUGGAGAGCCCCAUCGUACGUUCACUGGCCAAGGCCCAUGACCGUCUGGAGGACGUGAAGCUAGAAGCAGUAGGGGACAAUAACCUGGAGCUGGUGACCGGCAUCCUGUCCGACAUGAGUGGGCUGGUCACCAAGGAUGACAGCGCUGCGGAACUCUCCAGAAUCCUCACAGAGCCGCACUUCCAGUCCCUCCUGGAGGCUCAUGACAUGGUGGCGUCUAAGUCCUACGAGGUUCCGAGCCUGGCGAGUGUUGCAAGUGAUCUGACCAAUCACGAUGUGCCGGCCCUGCCUGCCGCCCCUGCUGACACCAUACGAGUCAUCAGCAUCCACAAGAAACCCGCGGAGCCCCUGGGCGUGACGUUCCGCAUGGAGCAGGGGGACCUGGUGAUCGCCCGUAUCCUGCACGGCGGGAUGAUUGACAGGCAGGGCAUGCUGCACGUGGGUGAUGUCAUCAGGGAGGUCAACGGCCACGAGGUGGGGGAGGGGCCAGAGGAGCUCCAACGAAUCCUGAGAGAGGCCAGCGGUGACAUCACACUCAAAAUCCUCCCCAGCUAUAGAGACAUGCCCUCCCCUGCACAGCUGUACCUGAAGCCUCAAUUCAACUACAAUCCUGAGACGGACAACCUGAUCCCCUGCAAGGAGGCGGGGCUUGCAUUCUCACGCGGAGACGUCCUGCAUGUGGUCAACAGAGAGGACCCUAACUGGUGGCAGGCGUGUAAUGUGGUUGGCGGAGCCACAGGCCUCAUUCCCAGCCAGUUCCUGGAGGAGAAGAGGAAGGCGUUUGUCAGGAGAGACCUGGAUGGAUCAGCAGGGGUCUUAUGUGGUACCAUACCUGGUAAGAAGAAGAAAAAGAAGUUAAUGUACCUCACAGCUAAGAAUGCAGAGUUUGACAGGCAUGAGCUGCAGAUCUAUGAGGAGGUGGCACGAAUGCCUCCGUUCCAGAGGAAGACUCUGGUUCUGAUUGGUGCUCAGGGGGUCGGACGACGAAGCCUCAAGAACCGCCUGAUCGUGCUGAACCCGCUCCGCUACGGAACCACAGUACCCUUUACAUCACGGCCGCCCCGGGGCGAGGAGAGCGACGGCCAAUCAUACUGCUUCGUGAACCGGCCGGAGAUGGAACAGGACAUCAAGGGCGGACGCUACCUGGAACACGGCGAGUACGAUGGCAACCUGUACGGAACCAAGAUCCAGUCCAUCCACCAGGUGGUCAACACCGGACGCACCUGUAUCCUCGACGUCAACCCACAGGCUCUGAAGGUACUGAAGACAGCAGAGUUCAUGCCAUUUGUGGUGUUCAUCGCGGCUCCUCAACUGGACACACUCAGGGCCAUGCACAAGGCUGUGGUGGACGCAGGAAUCACCAGUAAACAGCUCACGGAGACGGAUCUGAAGAAGACGGUGGACGAGAGUUCUCGGAUCCGCCGCGCGUACAGCCACUACUUUGACCUCACCAUCGUCAACGACAACUUGGACCGGGCCUUCGACGCUCUGCAGGCGGCGGUGGAACGCCUCAGUUCUGAACCCCAGUGGGUUCCCGUCAGCUGGGUCUUCUGAGGGUUCCGCGUUGCGUUCCGUUUGGGUUUGCUGGACCGGGGCGUGGUUCUGAUGCCGCGGAAGGACAGAGAGGGCUCUGAUUGGCUCAUAUCAUUGAGGGGGUGUGUCUGGAGACCACAUGCUCUGCCUUCUCCACACUAUGCAAACUUUGAGCGAAGACUGCUGAGCAUAAGGGAAAAGUGUGUGUGUGUGUGUGUAUGGUUGAGCGAAGACUGCUGAGCAUAAGGGAAAACUGUGUGUGUGUGUGAGCUGUCUGAUAAUUUAUUAAUGUUUUUGUAACUUUAUACAAACAUAAUUCUAUGCAUAUUCAUGAGAACGUGUUGGAGGAGGGUGUGUGUGUGUGUGUGUGUGUGUGUGUGUGUGUGUGUGUGUGUGUUCAGAGGCUACUGCUUUAAGAAAGUUCUGCCUCAGUUUUAAAGGGAAGAUGGUAUGUGUGAGGCUGGGAGAGUGUGUGUGUGUGUGUGUGUGUUAGAGUAUGUACUGCAGGUGUGUGUGUGGACAGUGUCCUCUCCAUUAGGGCUUUUCCACCAUAAGGGGAUCACAUAGAAACCAAACACAUAUAAAGGAACACGUCUGUGCAGCUGGAACAGCUGUGUGUGUAAAAUACGUAGGUACUCCUAAACUAAACGUUGGGCUCUGAUGGCACACUGCAGUCAUAUACAGUAAUGAACACGAGACAUUUUACUGGUGCAGUGUGUGUGUGUGUGUGUGUGUGUGUGUAUGUGUGUGAGGGAGAAUAUUAUGUAUGCAUGAGUCUGAAUGUGUUAACAUCUGGUGUGUGUGUGUGUGUGUGUGUGUACGUACAUGAACCUGUCUGUGUCUACUUCUGUGUGUUUUGUGUGUGUGUGUCAGAGAGAGAGAUUCAUUCCCAGCAGUCACAACUUAUCUAGGUUCACACACACAUCAGUCAUAUGACUUUCCAUCUCUGAAGAGGAGUGUGUGUGUGUGUGUGUGUACGUACGUACGUACUUGUACACACAUAUACACACAUGUUAGGUAAAGUCUAAUAAAGUUAUGUCUUUCUAAAA
Molecule: messenger RNA, 2956 nt
Organism: Alosa sapidissima (American shad)
Lineage: Eukaryota; Metazoa; Chordata; Actinopteri; Clupeiformes; Clupeidae
Gene: pals2a
Product: protein associated with LIN7 2, MAGUK family member a
Exons: 13
Coding region: 255-1928 (557 amino acids)
Cellular component (GO): plasma membrane; cell-cell junction
Molecular function (GO): protein binding
Source: RefSeq, a predicted model, not a curated record